UGGCGGUGGCUAUCAGCGGCUGGCCCAGUGCGUCCUGGUGCGAGGCAUGGCGCGCCGCACAAUGUCUCUUCUUCCCCACUGGUCCUCUCGUAUUUUCUCAGUGGAGCUGGACGGAGCGAGCCACUACUUCGCAAUUCAAGAGAAGCACCGGGGGGAAGAAGUGCCACGGGUGUUCAGAAAACUGCCGGACCAUGACCGGUGUUACUCCCUGCUCGUCUGCAGCGGCGACAGAAUCCGAGGAGCCAAGGUUUACGGGGAGCUGAAAGACAAAUUGCUGAGGCUCUUGUCUCCAGAGUGUGACUUGUCUCCCAUGUCCUCGUUUCUGCCAAACGUCAAGGACUCUCUCGUCAAGGGGUAUUUUUUUAAAGGUAGCUCUGGGAGUUGCUCCCCGACAGAACGACUCUUGCGAGAUUUCGCGCAGCGUGACCCGGUGCUGGUGUGUUCAUACUUAAGAGGCGAAGACGGUCAACUGUGGACUCAGCAUCUGUGGCCACAUGCAGAGAGCCAGUUGAUGGACGUUUCGAAGGAGUACUAUGUGGUGCCCUCGGAGGCGCCAGAUCAUCACCCAUCGACUCUCAACCUCGUCAACUCGGAUGUUUUCUACAGUUUUGAGGAGGCCUAUGAAGUCCUAAAAAAGUGCGGUGACAUCAUCCCAGAGGCGAAGUCUGUACUGGAGCUGCUGCCCAGCAGAGUGGAGGCCAGAAGUAAACCAGCCUCCCCUGUUAUUGUCAUAGAAGGCCUGGAUGCCACAGGUAAGACCACUCUGACUCAGUCUCUGAGGGAUGCUCUGAGGGCCGUUCUGCUGCAGUCCCCUCCCCAGUGCAUGUCCCCCUGGAGGGCCCGGUUUGAUCGGGAGCCCCCCCUUAUCCGCAGGGCCUUCUACGCUCUGGGGAACUACUUCACAGCAGAAACAAUAGCCCAGCAGAGCAUGGAGACACCUGUCAUCAUUGACAGAUUCUGGCACAGUACGGCAGCCUAUGCCAUCGCCACAGCAGUGAGCGGUCCACUGUGCAACCUUCCAGAUGAGGGUUCGGAGGUGUACCGUUGGCCCAGUGACCUGCUCCAGCCCAGUCUGGUGGUCUUACUCACUCUGCACCCUGAGGAGAGGAAGAAGAGACUGAGGAACAGAGGUCAAGGAAAGACUGAAGAGGAGCAAGAGCUGGACCACAACCGGCUGUUCAGACUCAGAGUGGAAGAGGUUUACCGGAGGAUCAGUGGCCCAGCUUGCAUCACUGUGGAUGCUAGUCCUUCGGCAGACCAAGUGCUCCAACAAGUGCUGCUUUUAAUUAGGGGCAAAUGCCACUUGUAAACAGUUCUCCAUCUCCCCUGCCGUCAGCCAAGCAUCAAGUGGAUGCAGUACCUCCUUUGACCACUGGGUGCCAGUAAGGUGUCGUGAAUGUGAUAGGAGGAGGAAUGGUGGCCAGAUUGGAGUGCGGAGAAGAGAUACUAUUCAGAAUGAGUAAAGGUUGAAUGGCCAGGGGCCAGAACUGCAUGCUACAAUCAGAAAUACAUAUUCAUGUAGACACACACACAGACACAGACAGACAGACACACACACACACACACACACACACACACACACACACACA
This is a messenger RNA of Xiphias gladius (swordfish), 1589 nucleotides long. It is a transcript of the gene cmpk2, whose product is annotated as cytidine monophosphate (UMP-CMP) kinase 2, mitochondrial. The record is from RefSeq and is a predicted model, not a curated record. The transcript is spliced from 5 exons. Gene Ontology annotation, molecular function: dTMP kinase activity. Gene Ontology annotation, biological process: dTDP biosynthetic process; dUDP biosynthetic process; dTTP biosynthetic process. Lineage: Eukaryota; Metazoa; Chordata; Actinopteri; Istiophoriformes; Xiphiidae. Bases 47 to 1309 code for a protein of 420 amino acids. Gene Ontology annotation, cellular component: cytoplasm; mitochondrion.